Rhinolophus ferrumequinum (greater horseshoe bat) is the source of this 6563-nucleotide messenger RNA. RefSeq names its product A-kinase anchoring protein 11 (gene AKAP11). The transcript is spliced from 12 exons. Gene Ontology annotation, biological process: intracellular protein localization. NCBI's taxonomy places the organism in Eukaryota, Metazoa, Chordata, Mammalia, Chiroptera, Rhinolophidae. Bases 173 to 5893 code for a protein of 1906 amino acids. Gene Ontology annotation, molecular function: protein kinase A binding. The record is from RefSeq and is a predicted model, not a curated record. Gene Ontology annotation, cellular component: cytoplasm.
CCCAAAGGCUAAGCCUUACUUGGGCCGUCAGAUCUGGUGGGGCUGCCGCUUUGGAAAGGGCCCCGAGAAUCAGAAGAAAGCUCAGCCAGCGUGGGGCGAAGGAGUCCAGCUGACCCUAGGCGGUAUUUUAUAGGUUAACUCUUCACUGAUUACAUACAAGAGCAGUAUAGUUAUGGCGACCUUCCAGACUUUCAGAAACAGUCACAUGAAGACUAGAGCAUCUGUCAGAAAAAGCUUCAGUGAAGAUGUAUUCCAGUCUGUGAAGUCCUUGCUACAGAGUGAGAAGGAACUGUGCAGUGUGUCAGCAGAGGACUGUUUGAAGCAGGACGAACGUGCCAGUUUGACUGAGGUCACAUUUCUAGGUUUUAAUGAAGAAACCGAUGCCGCUCGCAUACAGGAUUUAGCUGCAGUUUCUUUGGAACUUCCAGGUCUUCUGAAUUCCCUGCACUUCUGCAGUCUAAAUGAAAAUGAAAUUAUUUGUAUGAAGGAUAUAAAUAAAUCAUCAGAUAUAAACAGUGGUUCUCUAAAUGAGAGUCAUUAUUCUGGAAUGCUUUGUGUCAUGAGAGUGUCCCCUACAUUACCAAGACUCAGAGUUGAUUUUAUCUUUAGUCUCCUGAGUAAAUAUGCUACUGGGAUACGAUACACCCUGGAUACAUCCCUGCAUCAGAAGCGCCAACUAGAGGCCACCGUUGAAGAUGAUGACGAUACUAACCAGUCCGUGUCAUCCAUAGAGGAUGACUUUGUCACAGCCUUCGAGCAUUUAGAGGAAGAAGAGACUUCGAAGCCAUACAAUGAUGGAGUGAACAUUUCUGCACUAAAGAGCCAGUGUGAUGCUGCUUCACAGACGACUUCUGGUCACCAUUUAGAAACCCAUGAUUUAAGGAUUCUGGUUAGCUCUGGGCGGCAGAAGUCGUUGGCUAAACCUUCAACUUCCUUGAGAAAUAUUCUGGGACGUAAAGAACAACCUGUGAAAACGUCAGUCACAACAUUAGUUUCUGAGCCUUGGGUCCAAAGGAGUUUCUAUAGGUCAUCUAAUGUUUCAGAUAAAGGUGGUGAUACACAGAAAAUGGUUUUUUCUUCUUCUCCUGCCUACUCCUCUGAAUCAGAAUGCUCAAGUCCCAGUCCUGUUAUAUUCUUAGAUGAAGAAGGGUAUCAGAAGAGUUUAAAAGCAAAACUUGAAUUACCUAAAAUUCCUGUGAUGAAAGAUGACAUAGAGGAUUCAGACUCAGAAGUGAGUGAAUUUUUUGAUAGUUUUGAUCAGUUUGAUGAACUAGAACAAACUUUAGAGACUUCUUGUCCAUUUCUAGAAGAUCCUGUCAUAGGGAAGCCAUUGCAAAAGAAAGGGCACAAACAUGAAAAACUUGGUUCUGUAACCACUACAAUGAACCCUCAGAAAUUCAAGUUUGAUCGUCCAGCUCUCCCAGCUAACGUUAGAAAGCCGACCCCUCGGAAACCGGAAUGCCCUUUCAGUAAUCUAUAUGAUGCCCCAGGGUCCCCUCGCCCAGUGAAGACAUCCGGGGAGGACAGUGGCUUGUUUAGCCCCAUUCGCUCUUCUGCUUUUAGUCCUCUUGGAGGCUGUUCACCUGCUGAAUGUUGUUGCCAAACGCAUCUUGGUGGAGAUAGGAUUCAUGAAAAUCAUGAUUCUAUUUAUGAUACCUACGAAGAUUAUGCGAAUAGCAUGACAUGUGAAGUUCUGGGCUCGGUUCUUCAUACCCAACAUACUAAUGCAACAUCAGAUGCUAAUAGUAUUAAAAAGGGAGAAAGGAAAACCAUGGCUCUGAAGAGGGGAAGCCUUGAUCAGAAAAGUAAAUCUAAAAAUAAGUCCUUAAUGAUUAAAGAUAGCAUUCAGCAAUUUGCAGUGGACCUUGUGGAAAGAAGUUUCGGUGGUGCAUUUAAAGACUUGCAGAAAGGAGUCUCUUCGUGUACCAACGCACUGUGCCACUUAGCCGUGAAACUGACAUCCUCUGUGUUUCAGAUGGCAUUCAGUGAACUGAGAAGGCAGCGUGCGUUUUCACUGAAAGAGCGUGCCAUUAGUGGGCUGGCAAGUUUUUUGGUGAGUGAAGCUUUAUCAAAUGCCUUCAGAGACUUACACUACGUAAGGAAGCAGAUGUUUACAAACACAGUUGCUGGGUUUGCCGCAGACCUUGCUGAACAGCUCGUUUUCGAAGGCAUCAUGGAGGUGUGUCAGUUUUCAUAUCCUCCAACACCCACAUCUCCACAGGGCCAGUCAUUUGCCUAUGAAGACAGAGUCGUGAAGUCAUAUGCAAAAGAUUUGUCUGAAUCCGUAAUACAGGAAGCAUUCAUUGAGCUCUCACAGGCUGAUGUGACCUUUACACCUUCAGCAGCAGUUAGUGUUUCUACAGAUAACAUAAAGCAUAUGAGUGCAGACAAUGCAGUGCCAUCCACACAGACCUCCACAUGUCCCCCUGCUGCUAAUAAUGAAGCAGUUACGCUGACAAAACCAAUACAGGAAUAUCAAAAAGAAUACACAGUACAGCAGGCCUUGUUUUGUACUUCCGGAAUCGUUACUUCUAUUCCAGUGCCCUUGGCAGGCAGUGCUCUUCUCCCGUGUCACUUUUCAUCUAACACACAUCAGGCAAAGUCCCAUCUGUCAUCUGGUGAGAGUAAUUCGAAUGGCGGUGAUUCUAUUGAAGCAUGUGUUUUCACAAAAAACAAAGAAGAGAAAACAGCUUGUCUCCGGAAUAUUUGUUUAUCUUCAGAACACAAUCCAGGUAACUACAGUGAUUGUAAAGCAACUAAUGAUGAUACUGAAAUGCAGAGCUCUUCAAAAUUAACAAGUGAUCCUGUGAUUAUCAGCAACUUUUCUGCAGCAAUGGUGCAUACAAUAGUAAAUGAGACUUUAGAGUCCGUGACAUCGUGCAAAGUGACAAAAACUGUUGAUGAACACACAGAUUGUUUAACUAAAACAGCCAAGGGAAAACCUUUCCACUGUGAUCAAGUGACACUGCAGCAGGGUGAAGCUAGCAAAGAGGAUAUGUUUGCUGAUCGAUUAUCGAAAUCUGUUAUUGAACAUUCCAUAGAUAAAAGCAAAUCAGUGAUCCAAAAUGCAGAGAAAAAUGUGGUACCCAAGGAAGGCUUGCCCGUUGAAGAAGAGUCGCAGUUGACCUUGGAAAAGUAUCCCAAAUCUCUUGAUUCUCAAGCUCACUUAACUCUCUGUUCACUUCCAGUACUAAAGGAUUGUGCUACAGAAUGCAGGGGUUUUACAGUCCAUGGAUUUUCUGUAGAGACACCACCACGUUGUUCAACUACGGCAGGUCAGAAACCUGACUCGAAGGAAGUUGCUAUGGACAAAUCAGUGAAAAAGUGUAAUUUGAAUAAUACUACAGCACCUGAGCACUUGUCAUUUGGGCAAGAAAGCCCUUUUCCCCAUUCACAUACUUUCUCAUCGACAGUGCAUACGUGUGUAGAUGGUUUGCAUGUGGAAGAUAAACAGAAAAUCAGGGAUGGAAAUGCAAUACCUGAUACUCCUCCAUCAACGCCUCUAGUACCGUCCCAGGCUAGUUCUGAAUGGGAUUUCAAGAAUUUAACCAAAAAGCUCAAGGGGGAGUUAGCAAAAGAAUUUGCACCUGCUACACCACCUUCUACACCUCACAACUCAUCUGUUGGUAGUUUGUCUGAAAAUGAACAAAAUGCUAUUGAAAAAGAGGAAUUCAUGUUGAAACUCAUGCGAUCUCUUUCAGAAGAAGUUGAAAGUGGUGAAGGUGAAGAGCAUCCAGCAGUGGCCGUGAAGUCAGAGCUCUCAGGGAAGAGAGUUCAGUUCGCAGACGCGUUAGCUACGCACGUCAUUUCUCUCGCAACUGAAAUGGCAGCUCUCCAUUUAGAUAACAAAACAAUCCAGGACCCCAAGUUUAAAAGCCCUUGCUUAAAUAUGCAGAGUCAAAGAAGUGCAUCCCCCCCUUUUGUAAAUCGCUCUGAUGAAAAUUUACAAACCUUAUGCAAUUUUGCAGGUGAUAUGGCAGCAGAAGUCAUUACGGAAGCUGAGAAAAUAGCAAAAACUAGGAGUUGUCUGUUGUUCGGGCAAAAGAAGAACAGUUGUUACGUUGACGGUGACCCAGAUUUUAGAUCAGAAGAGAAGCUGGAGAUAGAGGCUGUCGCACACCCAAGAGAAGUCGAUCCAUUUAUUGUUUCAUCACCGUUACGUUCUUCUAUGUCAGGUCUGACGUACAAGUAUCCCAGCUGUGAAAGUGUGACAGACGAGUAUGCAGGUCACAUUAUCCAAAUACUGAAACAGGAAGGUGGGGACAGGGACUUACUGGUGGAUCAGUAUGCCAAUCGACUUGCUUAUCGAUCUGUCAAAGCAGGGUUACGAGAAGCAGCUGUGUCGGCCAAAGUGAUGUGCAACUCAGACAUGCCCCUCGCGCACAGCUCACAGGUGAAAGCCAACAGCGAACUCUUCAUGCUCUUAAAUAAAGAACACCGCCCGGAAGCGGAGAAAAGAAGACAAGGUAAAAGGAAUGGAGGUUACCUUUGUAAAAAUCCAGCUUGGGAAUGGACAAGGGACGCAAAUAGAAGUGAGUGCUCUGAACUGUAUAGUUUUUCAGCCUCUCUUGCUCACAGCAUAACAAGGGAUGCUCAGAAAGAGCUGGUCGUGCCUACAGGUGGCUUGCCAAAAUCCUCAGCCUAUUCUUGCCUUUGUGAAACAUCCAGAUGUGAUGAAGAUGCCGCAUCGCACGUUGAGCCAGAAUUUCCUCAGUCUCUUCAGCCUUCCUCCCAGAGUCACAGAUUUUGCCACAGUACAGGCGGCUUAGGUGGAUGUGGUCACGGGGAGAAGGUCGCUCCUGCUAUAGAACAGUAUGCGAGAAGAGUAGUGGAUGACACGUUAGGGCUGAGUUUAGGACGCACGGUUUUCCAUGUGUCUGAGACCGCAAAAGCGGCAGAGAGGAUCACUUACACAGAAAAGUUGUCACCUCUUAUAAGUCAGGCUUGCAGAUACUGUGACCACAAAGAACUCCAUGACUGCCGUGGACAUUCACCUCAACCCUUGCCCCGACAGGAUUCACUUGCUCAUAGUAAGCCAGUUUCUAAUUCAAAAUUUGGCAGCAUCUAUCAGAAAUCUAGAAUUUUUCAUCUUGAUGUCCCUCAAAUUCAUGUCGAUCUUGAUAAGACGGUGCUUGCUGAGAUGAUAGUUGCCGAAGCUAUUGAAAACGCAGAGAGAGAGCUGAGCAAUGCCAGUCUGGCGGCCGACAGUGGCAUUGGACAAGAUGGUGUGAGCUUUGCUGAAAGCCUUACUACAGAAAUAAUGACAUCAGCGAUGAUGAAUGUUGGACAUGCUGUUAGCAGUCCAAAAGAAAUAGAAGACUUUCAGUCAACUGAGUCUUUGGGUAGCCUUCCGCUGAAUCUCAGUGUUGCGGAUGACAGCUCUGGGAGCUGGUCUAAUUUAAGCUUCGAAGAUGAACACCAAGAUGAAAGCAGCAGUUUUCAUCAUCUAAGUGAAAGUAAUGGUAACAGCAGUAGCUGGAGCAGUCUUGGUUUAGAAGGAGAUUUGUAUGAGGACAAUUUCUCCUUUCCAACAUCAGACAGUGAGGGGCCAGAUGACAAAGAUGAAGAAGAGCGUGAGGAUGAUGCAGAAGGUUUGGAGCCAGGUGGAAAUGCCCUGCUGGUCACGAACAUUGACAUGGAGCCUUGUGCUGUAGACCCCCAGCUAAGGAUGGUUCUUCAGUGGCUCGUUGCCUCAGAGGCUGACGUUGCAGAACUUUGUUUUCAUGACUCUGCGAAGAAGGAGUUUAUACGGCUUUCAAAACGAUUACAAGAAAAAGGAUGGAAAGUGGGAGGUCUCCUGCAGGCUGUGCUUAAAUACUAUGAAGUGAUGGAAAAGAAUUCCAGUGAGGAGAAAUGCAAGUCACUGUUUGAUUGGCUCUUGGAAAAUGCAUAGAACAAGCUCCAAACCAGUGUAUUUUAUUAUUUGUUUUAGGAAAGGAAGAAAGAGAUAUAGAUGCAUAGGAUAAAGUUGGAACAGCGAAUAUUAACAUUUUAAGUAAAUUGGGAGGAAAGUAAAUACAGCUUUUUAAGCUCAUUUUGUCAUCACUUGGUGUAUAUAGUUCACACUUUUGUAAUCUCUGUCAAAUAUUAUCUCCAUGUAUUCUUCUAUACACAUGUGUAGUGUGUGAAGACCCUAAGAACAUAUAUGUGAAGGAAGGUCUAACCAUGAGGUUUUCAGGGAUAUUGACUGAUGGCGUUCUUUUGCAUCCAAACCGUGCUGCUAGAAACUACACUGAGGUUGCUGAGGAUAGUUCCAGGGAUGAAGAGUUAGAAGUUUGCUCCUUUGCAACAAACGGUAUCCUGUUAAUAACUAAUCUGACAUCAAAAAAUAGCAUUGAGGCUAAUUUCUUUUUCUCUGAUAGUUUUGGUCUCAUUUUUAAAAGUCAAUUUUAUUUUCAUAGCUCAGCUGUUGGUAGCUUUUUGAAUCCCCCAAACUAUUUAAUGUUGUAGAAACAUUAGUAUUUUUAGGUAUCUAUUAAUAUCAUAAAUGAUAGUUUCCCCAGCCUUCCAUCAAAUUGACAAUAUUUGCUAAUGUUGCCAAUUGUUCUGCAUGAAUGUGCGCG